CAACCUCCCUAAAUACAUAACAGGCUUCUUUUGACAACUUUCAUAUGAUAGAAGGUGAAGGUGGUGUUCUGAUGGUCAUGCGGGCGGAGAUCGAUACCAGGGCGCCAUUCAGUUCGGUGAAAGAGGCGGUCUCCUUGUUGGGGGAGAAAAUUUUAGCCGGUGAACUUUAUGCCAACACACUCAAGGAGAUGUAUGGUGAAGCAAGUGGAAAUGGUUCAUCCAGGCUGGGAACCGUGAAUACUGAGCUGAAAGAGACAAAACAUAACCUUGAAAAAGCCAGAGAGGAGAGUAUGACAAUGGCCAAUUGUCUGUCUUCUCUUAAAGAGGAGCUAGAAAGAACCAAGAGAGAAUUGCAGAAAAUGAAGGAACGAGAAACCCAUAAACGAAUGGAGGAGUUUGAUAUGGAGCUUGUCCCAGACCACGUGAAGAAAACACAACCAUGCAAUGAACAAGGAACAGAGUUCCAAAAGAAGAGAUACGUGACAUUUGCAAAUCCACCUUCUUUGGCUCAACUUAUUAUUCCACCAGGUGUGGAGAAACUCGAGAGGCACCCUUCACUAAGAAAGAAGAAGAAGAAGAAGCCAUUGAUUCCCCUGAUUGGAGGGUUAUUCUCUAGGAAAAAAGGAAACCCAGAAAUUGCAUCACCAUAAAGUCCCUGAAUCACUCCAUAGUUCCAACAAUAAUUAUCAACUGGACCUUUUUUUUUCUUUUCUGAAGCUUCAUAAUUUCCUUCUUCAUACACUUGUAAGUUCUAGCAGGGUAAGUCAUAAGCAGAAUGUGAUUGUUUUUGUUAUGUUUGACUUGAAAUCAAAUUUGGCAAGUUGGAAAAUUCA
Hibiscus syriacus is the source of this 833-nucleotide messenger RNA. RefSeq names its product WEB family protein At1g75720-like. The record is from RefSeq and is a predicted model, not a curated record. The transcript is spliced from 2 exons. Bases 45 to 650 code for a protein of 201 amino acids. NCBI's taxonomy places the organism in Eukaryota, Viridiplantae, Streptophyta, Magnoliopsida, Malvales, Malvaceae.